UCUGGGUAAAUAGGUCUUUUGGGAGUAACUGGUCUUCUGGGUAAAUAGGUCUUUUGGGGGUGGACUCGACGCUUUGAUAACAGGACUUCAUAUCAUUUUUUCUCGAUCUGUCCGAACCCUGAUGUUGAGAAAAUUUUCAUUUUUUUUGUUUUUAGAAAAUUUAGUUAAAAAUAAAAAAAAAGGAUGCGUCUUGCUUUACGCCUUUCCCGUCCAGCUCCGAACCAAAAUUUAAAGAAUCCACGACUCUGGCAAGAUCCAGUAUAUGGCUAUUAUGAAACGCACGGAAAAAUGGAAUUUUUGCCUGGAGAACAAUACAAUUUGUCUGAUGAUGAGAAAAAGGCUGUGUUGUGGCGUUAUCGGGUUAAAGAGAUUUUAAAGAAGGAAUAUUUUCGUCGUGAAUAUAAUCCUCAUACGUUUAAAUACAAGCAAGGAAUCAUCCUCGAUCCAGCAAUGUUUCGUUGGUAUGCUGCUGAUAUGACACAAAUGGAGUAUAUGCGAUUGACUCCUAGAAGUCUUUUUAUGUAUGCUGGAAUAACUAUGUUGGUCUUUUGGUUAAUAACUAAAUUGGGAGUGAUUAGCAUGGAAAAAGAUUCUGAUGAUUGUUUGACUGGAGAAAUGCUUUGGUGGGAUCGGUAUAGAAAUAGAUUCGAAUUUGUUGGUGGUAAUGCACCUCCUCGUCAAAAAAUGAGUGAAUAUCCACAUGCAAAGAAAUUGGAUGUUACCAAAAAUGUUGAAAAAUUUAAAGAAAUUAAGGAUAGCAUGGCUAUGCAGUAUCCUUUUGAACUUGACCCUUUUCAACAACACGCCGUUUGUAAAAUGGAAGAAGGCGAAUCUGUUUUUGUUGCCGCACAUACAAGUGCGGGUAAAACAGUUGUUGCAGAAUAUGCUGUUGCUCUGUGUAAAAAGAAUAGAACAAGAGUGAUUUACACGUCUCCAAUCAAAGCGCUCUCAAAUCAAAAAUUUCGGGAUUUUAAAUUGACUUUUGACGAUGUUGGUUUAAUUACUGGAGACAUUCAAUUAAAUACGGAAGCUAAUUGUCUCAUUAUGACAACAGAAAUUCUUCGUUCAAUGUUUUAUAAUCAUUCGGAAGUUAUCCGAGAACUUGAAUGGGUUAUUUUUGAUGAAGUUCAUUAUAUUAAUAAUAUUGAGAGAGGUCAUGUAUGGGAAGAAGUGUUAAUUAUGUUGCCUAAAUAUGUAAAAAUUGUUAUGUUAAGUGCAACAGUCCCAAAUUGUCUUGAAUUUGCUGAUUGGGUUGGACGCAUAAAUCACAGAAUAAUUUAUGUAGUUGAAACACUCAAAAGACCCGUACCUUUGGAACAUUUUUUAUAUUGUGGACAGGAUGGAAAGACGAGAAAUGAUAUUUUUUUAAUUUUUGAUACUGAAGGAAAUUUUAAAAAUUCUGGUUAUCAAAAAGCAGUAGAAGCAAAAGACAAAGCUCAAAAAAAUCAAAAGUAUGGAAUGGGACAAGUUGGGCCUGUAGGAGGACAUCCUUGGCAGUUAAAUAAAAAUAACAAAAAUGUUUAUAUCAACCUAAUUUCUUAUUUAAACACCAAAGAUUUAUUACCAAUGAUUGUUUUUAUUUUUUCUCGACAACGUUGUGAUGAAACUGCUCAAAUAUUAAAUUCUGUUGAUUUAACUAGCGAAUCAGAAAAAUUUGCAAUUCAUCAUUUCUUUAAUCGGUGUAUUGAUAGAUUGACAGGCUCUGAUAAGGAAUUGCCUCAAGUAUUAUUAAUGCAAGAAUUAUGUAAACGAGGUUUUGCUGUUCACCAUUCUGGAAUUUUGCCAAUAAUUAAAGAAGUUGUAGAAUUACUUUUUCAAAAAGGUUUAGUUAAAAUAUUGUUUGCAACUGAAACUUUUGCUAUGGGGGUAAAUAUGCCUGCUAGAAGUGUUGUUUUUGAUUCUAUUGAAAAACACGAUGGAAAGGAAAAAAGAAUUUUAAAUUCGACAGAAUAUGUUCAGAUGGCAGGCAGAGCAGGAAGACGUGGCCUUGAUUCUACCGGAACUGUCAUAAUCUUGGCUAAAGGUUCAGAACCUCCCGAUAUUAGUUCUUUAACAUCGAUUUUAAAAGGUAAACCAGUCAAACUUGAAUCACAUUUUCGUAUAACUUAUAGUAUGAUGCUUAAUCUUUUGCGUAUUGAAGAAUUAAGAAUUGAGGAUAUGUUGUCCAAUUCGUAUGUGGAAAGUGCUUCUUUACGUAUGGUUGUUCAACGAAAGGAACGUCUUAAAAAGCUUGAAGAAAACAUUUCAGCAUUACCCCAAUUAGAAUGCUCUAAUUGCAAUCCCCCACCAAACGGAAAAGUGGACACAACAUUAUUGGGUUAUUUCAAUUCCCUUAUAAAUUAUUACAAAACAACAAAAGAAUUGUGGAAUUUGUUAAUUUUAAAAGGAAAAGAGGCCAAAUUAUUUACAAUGGGAAGAGUUUUAAUUAUUCAUUAUCCGCCACUUGGAAUUGCUGGAAGGCUAGCUGUUGUUUUGAGGUCUAUAAUUGAAAAUGGUAGACUUGCUUUAACUUUAUUCAUACCAACUUCAACCACUUCUGCUGCCAAUGAUGUUAAACUAAAAGCUUUUAAUGCUUUAAAUAAAGAGGAAAGACGUUCGAAAGCAGAAAUUGGAUUGUUAGAACAUGCUCUUUUACACGGAAUUGAUGGUUUAGAUGUAAAAACAUUUUCGGAAUAUACUCCAUAUACAAUUUUGGAAACAACUUUGGAUUGCCUAUUAGCAGUCUGUAAACGUACAAUACCAAAGUUAGAUGCAGAAGCAAUAAAUCAAGAAUAUCAACGUUCCAAACAACCAUCAAAUCGUUCAAAUUCCCCUGACAGAAAUAUAAAAAAAAUAAUUUUUGAAUUAAAUCAAUUAUCAGAAAAAAUUGUAAAAAAUCAAAAAGAGGUGGAGGAAGAAGAAGAAGGGAAUAACAAAAAAAUAGAUGAAUUUGUACAUAUUUUGGGAAUGGAUUUGGAUAAAAAAGAAAUAAGUUUAGUUGAAAGUUUGAGGGUAGUUUUGUAUCAAAGAAGAGAACUUGUUAAUCCAACUGUUUAUCCUUGUAUUAAAUGCCCUGAUAUUAUUGAACAUAUGAAUCUAGUCAUAAAUAGACGCCAAAUGGAACAAACCAUACAAACACUCGUUCACCAAACCUCUUCACAUUCCAUGUCUGAAGAAUCAGCAGGCCGUUUAAAAGUUUUGAGAACACUUGGGUACAUUGAUCGAGAAAAUGUGGUUGAAUUAAAAGGAAAGAUUGCAUGUGAAAUUAGUAAUCAGGAACUAUUAAUUAGUGAAUUAAUUCUCGACAACAAAUUUCAAGAUAGAAGUCCACCAGAAAUUGCAGCAAUGUUUUCAGCAUUUACGUGUCAACAUGGAAGAAAUACUUCUAAUAGUAUUAGAAGACAUAAUUUGAAUUUUAAUAAAAUAAAUUCAAAAAAUGGUUCAACUUCACAAAGUACAGAAACCUCAAUAAGUAAUGAAAGUCAACAACAACAGGAACAAGUUGAAAGAGUGCCUAUUGAAAUUUUGAGAGAGCUAGAGACAGACUUAACUGAAACUGCCAUACGUAUUGAUGACGUCCAAAAGGAAUGUGGUGUUUUUAACUCACCUGUGAUUGAAGAAUUGAAAUUUGGAUUGAUGGAAGUUGUCUAUCAAUGGGCGAAUGGAUUGGAAUUCUCCAAAAUAAUGCAAUUAACUGAUGCCCAAGAAGGUAUAAUUGUAAGAUGUAUUCAACGUUUAGAUGAAGUUUGUAAAGACGUUAAAAAAGGUGCAAUGAUUAUUGGAAACCCUGAACUAGCAGAAUUAAUGGAAGAAACUAGUAAUGCUAUUAGACGUGAUAUUGUUUUUGCAGCAAGUUUAUAUGUUACAGAGGCUGAGGCGAAUGAAUAA
Messenger RNA from Meloidogyne enterolobii, 3867 nucleotides. NCBI's taxonomy places the organism in Eukaryota, Metazoa, Nematoda, Chromadorea, Rhabditida, Meloidogynidae. The record is from the annotation of a GenBank genome assembly.